Molecule: messenger RNA, 817 nt
Organism: Dromaius novaehollandiae (emu)
Lineage: Eukaryota; Metazoa; Chordata; Aves; Casuariiformes; Dromaiidae
Product: mannan-binding lectin serine protease 2-like
Exons: 5
Coding region: 65-604 (179 amino acids)
Molecular function (GO): serine-type endopeptidase activity; calcium ion binding
Source: RefSeq, a predicted model, not a curated record
CAAAUAGGUUAGAAGAGGUUCCUGCCGUAGGGCUCAGAGCAGAUUCAGGCAGGACAGCAACAGUAUGAGGCUGCUCCUCUUGCUAGCUACCCUUUGCAAUGGAGUAAGCAGCAGCAUUGUGCUGCAGAAAAUGUACAGGAGGAUCACAUCCCCUGACUUCCCAAAUGCCUACCCAAACCACAAGGAGAGAAUCUGGAAUAUUACUGUCCCCAAGGGAUAUUCCGUCCGCAUCUACUUCACUCACUUCAACUUGGAGCUGUCCUACCUGUGUGAAUAUGAUUAUGUGAAGCUGAGCUCUGGUGGGAAGACCUUGGUUACGCUGUGUGGAAAGGAGAGUACAGACACUGAGGAGGCACCAGGCAACAAGACAUAUGUCUCCAUUGACAACACCCUCAUGGUGACGUUUCGGUCCGAUUACUCCAAUGAGAAGCCAUUCACAGGCUUUGAGGCCUUUUAUGCCGCUGAAGAUAUCGAUGAGUGCAAACAGCUGUUUGAUGGUGAACCCCUUUGCAAUCAUCACUGUCACAACUACCUGGGGGGCUACUAUUGCAGCUGUCGUAUUGGCUACACACUGCAUGCAAACAGAAGGACAUGCACAGCAUGAGAAAAUUAUGCUUCUCCUCACUUCAGCAGAGGUGGAAACAGAUGUGCUGGGAAGAGCUGAUUUGCCCUCCCUCUCGCCCUGCCAGUAGCUGUCUGUCACAGUCGGCCAGAAGCCAGUCUCCACUUGCUCCGUGACUUGUACGUCUUGGGGUUUCUUUCCUUUCAGACCUGCCUCCUGGAGACAAUAAAGAGGCUGUUCCUCGUUGAAAGCUGA